UGGAAGAGCACGUGACUCCCCUCCGUGGAAAACAUGGCUGCGCCCUGUGCCGCUCAAUGCUUUUACAGAACAGGUGGUUCGAGGCUGCUACAGAGAGUGGCACAGCUGCCAAUCUGCAACAGGAGCUCAUCUGGUACCAACCAAUGCCCACCUCACCGAAGCUUCUUCUGGAGGAAAUCAAAAAGUUCCAGUGUGGUCCGGCCUGCCAUAGUGCGCCCCUCUUAUGCUGUACCCAAGCACAUUCAGAGGCCGGACUAUGUAUCAUCCAGCAAAGUGCCCGAGUGGCCAGAUUACAUAGAGAUUAAAGAUGAGGAGCAGAUCCAGGGAUUAAGAAGAGCAUGUCAACUAGCCAGACACGUACUGCUUCUGGCAGGAAAGAGUUUGAAGGUUGGCAUGACGACAGAUGAAAUAGACUUUAUAGUCCAUCAGGAAACGAUUCGUCACAAUGCCUACCCCUCUCCUUUACAUUAUGGGGGGUUUCCGAAGUCUGUAUGUACCUCUGUUAAUAAUGUAGUAUGCCAUGGCAUUCCAGACAGUCGGCCAUUGCAGGAUGGAGAUAUCAUCAAUAUAGAUGUCACAGUUUAUUUGGAAGGUUACCACGGUGACACCUCAGAGACAUUUCUGAUUGGCUCAGUCAAUGAACAGGGGAGGAAGUUAGUGGAUGUGGCUCGUCAGUGCAGAGAUCAUGCCAUCGCCGCCUGCGGACCAGGACAACCUCUGUGCAUCAUUGGCAACACUAUAAGCAAUAUAGCUAACUCAAAUGGAUUCCGCUUGUGCCCAUACUUUAUCGGUCAUGGGAUCGGAACGUAUUUCCAUGGUCAUCCAGAGAUAUGGCAUCAUGCCAAUGACAAUGAUCUACAGAUGGAAGAGGGCAUGUCCUUCACCAUAGAACCCAUUCUUAUGGAGGGAUCCUCAGAAUUCAGGAUCCUGAGUGACAAGUGGACUGCUGUAUCUGUGGAUGACAAAAGAAGAUCUCGUCUUUCCCUAUCAGUCAGUCACGUUCGACGUUACGCCAGAUCUGAUUGGCACAAUGGGAUCUCGCCUGAAAGCCCAACAAAACAAGCAAAUGGACAUUGGCGAGUGAGAUUUGCAUGGUAAGCCAUCCCCAUACAUACUGGUAUAUAAGGCAGCAUGCAACUCUUCCUCAUAUAAGCUUUCACUUCAGAGCCGAGCGGUUUUCUCACUGUGUUCUUGACAAUCGUCUUGCAAGUGAGCAUGCUGAGGUAGCGU
Pimephales promelas (fathead minnow) is the source of this 1230-nucleotide messenger RNA. It is a transcript of the gene metap1d, whose product is annotated as methionyl aminopeptidase type 1D (mitochondrial). Gene Ontology annotation, molecular function: metalloaminopeptidase activity. The record is from RefSeq and is a predicted model, not a curated record. Gene Ontology annotation, biological process: proteolysis. Lineage: Eukaryota; Metazoa; Chordata; Actinopteri; Cypriniformes; Leuciscidae.